Messenger RNA from Chroicocephalus ridibundus (black-headed gull), 2684 nucleotides. It is a transcript of the gene CD99, whose product is annotated as CD99 molecule (Xg blood group). Gene Ontology annotation, cellular component: plasma membrane. Bases 239 to 808 code for a protein of 189 amino acids. The record is from RefSeq and is a predicted model, not a curated record. The transcript has 11 exons. Lineage: Eukaryota; Metazoa; Chordata; Aves; Charadriiformes; Laridae. Gene Ontology annotation, biological process: positive regulation of neutrophil extravasation; T cell extravasation; homotypic cell-cell adhesion.
CCAUUAUCCCCUUCCGGCGGCCGGGCGGGCUCCGUGUCCCCCGCCUUCUUUUCCCCGCCGCCCUGUCAGGCCGGGGGCCGUCCCCGAGCGGAGCGCCUCGGGAGGAGCACCCACCCCUUCGUCGCGGGGCGACCUGACAGCGCGGCGUCUUGGGCGUGUUGCGGGCGGUGCCAGCCUCCGGCCAGGCGGCAGCGGGUUGCCGAAGAGCGGCUGUCAGCGAGUGAGCGAGCGGGCAGCCAUGCGGUGUUGGAGACUCCUUCCCUCGGUGGUGCUGCUCGCCGUCCUGGUCCCUGUCAGAGGUGAUGAUAACGACUUCAGCUUAGAAGAUGCACUUGAAACUACAGAGAAGCCUCUUCCAUCUCGGAAGCCACCACCAUCAGAUUUUGAUGAUUUUAGCUUGGAACAUGCUCUUCAUCCUGAUGACCCCAAGCCAGGUCCGCCUGCAAAUCCUAGAGACACUGAUAACCCCAAGCAAGGUCCACCUGCAAACCCUAGGGACAGUGGCAACUUUGAUGAUUCAGAUCUGUCUGAUGGCAGUUUACCAAAGGGAGGUGGCGGUGGUAGUGGCAGCAAUGAACGAAAGGGCCCAAGUCCAAAUAAUGGUGAAACAGCUAACGUUUCUGAGGGAGCAAUAGCUGGAAUCAUAAGCGCUGUGUUUGCUACUGUAGUUGGAGCAGUAUCUAGUUUCAUUGCUUACCAGAAGAAGAAACUCUGUUUCAAACAAAGCGAUGAAGAGAAUGUGAAUAUGGAUAGCCAUCGGGGUGCACAAUCUGAGCCACCUGUUCAGCGCACGCUUCUGGAGAACUAAAGUAAAGAAAACGUGAUGAAGAACAGACCAUUGAAACUGGAUAGAGAGCCUGCAUUCUGCCUGAAAGAAAAAAAAGGAAACAAAAAAAGCAUAAUAAAAAAAGCAGAGUCUGAAGUUGCAUGAGAAAACAGUUCUUGUUUGAAACACCUCUGGGAACGUGACUUAGACCGGAGCACUUCUGUAUGGUUAGCCCUGUGAAGCAUUGUUGCACACCAGUAUACGGCCUUAAUGACAGGAGAGUAGAAAUAUGUUGUGCCUUCACAUUCUUUCCUGGACAAAUGGGUGUGUCUCAAGCGCAUUCAGUAUGUUAAACUUUUCCUUACUUCUCUAAAAACAAUAAGCAAUUAAUGUUUUGUUACACCAUUGCUUUCAGGCAGUGCAGACAUUUGUUUUAAUAUCCUGUACGCAGUGAGUGUACCAACCAAACAACUUGGUGUGUGGUGUGGGCACCUGAAAGCAAAUGGCUCACUGCGUGUGGAUAAUGGAUCCAGGUGUGGGUGCUGCUGGUACAAUCUGUGUAGCUGCCUGGGUCAGCCACCAGGGAAGAGAUACUUGUUCUUGAGCAUCUGAGACAAAAAUUCCGAGUUCUGUUUUUGCAUUUUUUUCAUUGCAUCUGUCUGGUACAGAUUCAGAAUGCCCCAACCUAGUGCGGAACACCCAAACUAGUGCACACAGACCCUUCCUCCUUUCUGGCUCUUCCUGCUUAGCGAGUACUGAGCUGGUCAGAUGUGAAAAAGCCUGAUUUGCAAAUCAGAACUGUAAUUGGAUUUUAUACGUCUGGUGAGAUUGAUGUUUGGCAGUUGUCUGAACAGUUGUGGAUGAAGUAUUGGGGAGUGUGAAUUAACGUUUUCAGAGUUCCAUAACCAAAGAUUUAAAAGAAAAUAAGGUGAUAUUUUAAAUUUGGAGGGCUUAUCGUAAACACUUAAAAGACAAACACAGUACUACAAUUUGAAAGUACGUAAUAGCAAGACCGACCAGAACAACCCAGCCUCACUCCACAAGCAUCCAUUGAACGGUAUAAAUGGCAUACGUGUAAAGAAUGCUUUUGGAUUUGUGAAGGAUCGCCAUUGGGUUGAGGACCAUCCUCAACUGAAAGCACUUCUAAGCUUUGCUGUGGCUCUUGAAAGCCACAGGAAAGUUUCAAGGAUCUGUGGAAACAUGGAAAACUGCAGCUCAUAACAGUUAAAGGACUAAGUCUGAAAUAAUAAUUAGUUCUAUCUGGAAGGAAUAGUCUGACCGGUUCUUUUGGCUUUCAUUCUAAUUGUUUCCAAUUUUCAUGCAAUUUUACAGUAUGUCUUACUAAUGUGCUUCAAGCCACCUGGCAAAGUUCUACAGAAAGAUGGCAUUUCAUGGAACAUCUUAGAAGACAUUAUAAAUUUGGAUAUUAAACAUGUAAAUAUCUCUGUGCAUUCAAAUAUGAAUGUAUGCCAAGGAUAAUUCAUUUAAGAAUUUCUUGUACAUGUUUCUGAGCUUGCAACAAAGCUUGCAUAGAUUUUAGUAUUUUGUUAUGGAAUUAAUUUGUAAACCUCUUUUUGCCCAACUUCUGCUUUUAGUAUAAAAGUGCUAAAACCUUUAAGCGUGUUUGAGGGUGGAAAAUUGAUUUUUAUAUAAACAUUUGAUCUCUGUAAAUACAAAGAAAUGAAAUGACUACUUACCUGCAUGAAUAAACAGGUAUCUCGUAUCAAUGCCAAGCGUAGAGAAAACAGAAAUAAGGCAGCGUUUGUUAGGGAUAGAAUGGCAAGGGAAGCUCAAACUAGCUUUUAGCUAACCAGACUCUUAAAUCCUUUUUUCCGCUUUUGCAAGCCUUAAAAAUUACUUAUUAAAACCUCCUAUCAACAUUGUGAUUUUUCUAAAAAUAAAUUAUACUGAAAAAAAA